Messenger RNA from Chroicocephalus ridibundus (black-headed gull), 6851 nucleotides. It is a transcript of the gene H6PD, whose product is annotated as hexose-6-phosphate dehydrogenase/glucose 1-dehydrogenase. Gene Ontology annotation, molecular function: NADP binding; glucose-6-phosphate dehydrogenase activity; 6-phosphogluconolactonase activity. The coding region runs from base 645 to 3017 and encodes 790 amino acids. Gene Ontology annotation, biological process: pentose-phosphate shunt; glucose metabolic process; pentose-phosphate shunt, oxidative branch. Lineage: Eukaryota; Metazoa; Chordata; Aves; Charadriiformes; Laridae. Gene Ontology annotation, cellular component: endoplasmic reticulum. The transcript is spliced from 7 exons. The record is from RefSeq and is a predicted model, not a curated record.
UGGAGGUGGCUCUUAACGGGGCUUCCCCUCGCCGCGGCUGCGUGUGGCGGCCGGCAAAGGGCGGCCUUCUGCCUCGGCGUGCAUGGCGUUGCCGUGCAGCGCUUUCCCCGCUUCCCACCCCCGCCGCCGGGCUCUCGGCGUGGCCGCUCGCCCACCUGCGUCCGCGGCGGGGGAUGCUCACCGGGGCCGCUCGGCAUCCCCAGGGCUCGGGAAGCGGGAGCGGACGGCAGGGGACAGCCUGGGGACGGUGGCUGACGAGGUUGGGGUCCCCCCCCGGCGCAGGCUGGCUGUCACCGCGGGGGCGUCGGAAACCGAGCUGCUGUCACCGUGCUGGGGCCGGAGCUUACUCGCUUUAAGGAGCGAGGCUGCACAUCACUGCUGCGCUGGGCGCUUCGCGGGAAAGGCCACUCACUAAUUCACGCAUCUCUCGGCUGGUUUUUAACAAAGGGAACAACCUGCCUUAUCUUGCUUGCUCACCUGACCGUUGAUCAGAGAGUCUGCUGUACACGCAGGCACAGGAGGAGAGAGAUCUGCGCUCAGGAGGGGCUGUGAAGACAACAAAUUCCCAGCUACUUUUGCCACUGCAUUCUCUGUAAAGCUUCUGUAUUACCCAGUGUUCCUGAGUCUACCUCUUCUCUCCCAAGAUGCUGCAAAGAGUCCUGUGUACAGUGUUGUUCAUGGGAGCCUUGCCAUCACUGGCUGAGGUGUCCCAAGGCCACAUCUCAGUGGUCUUGCUGGGAGCCACAGGUGAUUUGGCCAAGAAGUAUUUGUGGCAGGGUCUCUUCCAGCUCUACAUGGACCAAGUGAGCAGCGGCCACAGCUUCACUUUCCAUGGGGCUGCACUGACAGCUCUGGAGCCAGGGCAGAGGCUGAUGUUUGAUGUGCUGAAGAAGCUGGCCUGUCCCCCAGAUGAAUCUCCCAACAGAUGUGCUGUGCUUAAGGACCAAUUCCUGAAGCUGAGCCAAUACCACCAGCUGAAGACUGCCGAAAACUACACUGUGCUGAACAGAGAGAUUGAGACACUGCUUCGCCAGGAGGGGCUGAAGGAGGCUGGAAGGAUCUUCUACUUCUCAGUACCGCCAUUUGCCUACACAGAGAUUGCCCGCCACAUCAACAGCAGCUGCAGACCACCGCCAGGAGCCUGGCUACGUGUGGUGCUGGAGAAACCUUUUGGCCAUGACCUGGAGUCAGCCCAGCAGCUGGCUGCAGAGCUGACAAGCUUCUUCAAAGAAGAGGAGAUGUACCGGGUAGACCAUUACCUUGGUAAACAGGCUGUAGCCCACAUCCUGCCUUUUCGAGAUCAGAACCGACAGUUUCUGGAUCCAAUUUGGAACCGUCAUCAUGUGGAAAGAGUGGAGAUUGUCUUGAAAGAGACUGUGGAUGCUGAAGGCCGCACCAGCUUCUACGAGCAGUAUGGAGUCAUCCGGGACGUGCUGCAGAACCACCUCACAGAGGCCCUGAUGUUCCUGACCAUGGAGCUCCCAGCCAACGUGAGCAGGGCUGAAGAGGUUUUGCAGAGCAAGCUGCAGGCCUUCCAGUCCUUGCGGGGCCUGGAGAAAAACAGUGCCGUGUUGGGUCAGUAUCAGGCAUAUGCCAGCCAAGUACAGGAGGAACUGCAGAAGCCACAAGACUACAUCAGCACAACACCAACCUUUGCAGGUGUGCUGAUUCACAGUGACAGCCUGCGUUGGGAAGGGGUCCCUUUCCUGCUCACUUCUGGGAAAGCUCUGGAUGAACGGGUAGGUUAUGUCCGUGUUCUCUUCAAGAACCGGGCCUACUGCACUCAGAGCGAGACUUUGAGGGAUGCAGAGCACAGCCAAUGUAAAGCCAAGCAGAUCAUCUUCUACAUUGGGCACGGCGUGCUCAACAUGCCUGCGGUGCUUGUGAGCAGGAACCUUUUCAGGCCUGUCAUGCCAGAAGGCACUUGGAGAGAAGCAGUGGGUCAGUCAGACCUGCACAUUUUUGGACAACCGUUGUCUGAUUACUACGUGUACAGCCCUGUGAAAGAGAGGGAUGCAUAUUCUGUCCUCAUCUCCAACAUCUACCAUGCCAGGAAGGACUUCUUCAUUACCACUGAGAACCUGCUGGCCUCUUGGGGAUUCUGGACACCCCUGCUGGAAAGCAUUUCCCACCAGCCCCUGCGCCUCUACCCUGGGGGUGUGGAGAACCAGCACCUCUUAGACUUUGAGAUGGUGAGCGGGGAAGUGGCAUUCACACUGGCAGAGCCAGUGGAACUGCUGAACCCCAACAGACUGAUGCCAAGUGAUUACAGGACGAUCCAGUCCAAAUUUCGGCAAAGUCCCCUGGUCUCAGCAUGGUCUGAGGAGCUGAUUUCCCAUCUGGCUUCUGACAUUGAGAAGACAGCAAGCAGGACUGUGGCACAGUCUGGGCAAUUCCACCUGGCCCUCUCAGGUGGCUCAAGCCCAGUGGUCCUAUUCCAGCGGCUAGCAAGACACCAUUAUGCCUUCCCAUGGAAGCACACCCACAUCUGGCUGGUAGAUGAACGCUGUGUCCCUCUGACUGACACGGAGUCCAACUUCUUCAGCUUGCACAACCACCUCCUCCAGAAUGUCAGGGUGCCCUACUUCAACGUCCACCCCAUGCCUGUGCACCUGAACCAGCGGCUCUGCGUGGAAGAGGAUGCAGGCACAGAGCUGUAUGCCAAGGAGAUCAUGGCCCUGGUGGCCAAUGCCAGCUUUGACCUGGUGCUGCUGGGGGUGGGCACUGAUGGGCACACUGCCUCGCUCUUCCCCCGGUCUGAAAACGGCUUGGAAGGGGCUCAGACUGUGGUGCUGACUGAAAGCCCUGUCAAACCUCACCAAAGGAUGAGCCUUAGCCUACCCCUCAUCAACAAGGCCAGGCAGGUGUUUGUCCUGGUUUUGGGGAAGGGCAAGCACGACAUCACCACCCUGCUCAGCAGAGUGGGCCACGAGCCAAGGAAAUGGCCUAUCUCGGGUGUCAGCCCUAGCUCCGGCCAGCUGGUGUGGUAUGUGGAUUAUGAAGCUCUGCUUGGGUGAUGUCUUCCCGGUGUCCCUCCUCCCUUGUCUGCGUGGCCCUGACAGCCUGGAUUUUCCUACACAAUGUCCGUGUUUUUCUGUUGCCAGCAGCAGCUUCAUCUCUGACAGACUCCUCUAACCUUCUGGGAAAUCUGUGGCCUGCAGUGCCUCUGACAUUUGAGCCUGGAAAGGAGCUCGGCUCAGUGUCCAGAGCUGAGUAGGAGCCAAGAGCCCAGUGCAGCAUUUCUGGCUCUGCUAGGGGCUCUGACCGUGACUUCGGACAAAUUACCUCACCUUGAAGUGCCUUUCCCUGCCAGGCCUUUGUGGUUACUAGCAUUUAACUACCUCACAGGCACUAUGGGAGACUUCUUAAAUUAAGUACCUGCCGAUUUUUUUUUAAUUUUUUUUUUAAUUCUCAGGCUAUAAAACGUUCAGGAAAUAACACGUUCAUCCUCUGCCCUGCUCAGUCUGGCUGGGACAGAGCUGUUGUCUCGGUGAAAUGGUGGUUCUGUGCACAUGGGUCUAUAGUCUCGUAUGUGCAGCCCGUCGUGGUGUCAGCCAGCCUGGGAGCACAGACACCCGUUUGCUUUUGUGCCAUGUGGCCCCUAAACGCCGACACUGAUUUGUGAGCUCACUGCAGCCCCGAGUCUUUGCAAAUUGCCCAGCAGCGGAGGCUGAGUUUAUAAGCAGUAAUUUGCUGCUUUCAUUAAGUGGGUAGCUGAUACCAUGGGGGCUGGAGAAGAAAGACACAUCACUUUCUAGGCUGUUAGAAUAAUGGGGACAGGGUGAGGAAUAUCUCAGUUCACAGAGCUGUUGCUUGCCUGCAGUGCAAUAAUUAUUGAGGGAAAAGCUUGGUGUUCAGAGUUGUUUGCAUUUAGCUAGCAAAGACAUGUUUUCUUUAACCGUCUUUCUCUGUCUCAUUCUCUGGAAUGAACUUUUCUCUGUCCUCAGAAUUGAAGCUUGCAGUGUCAUUCAGUGGCUUAUAAAAUUUACGUGUGAGGCAGCUUUGUAAAGUAUCAAUGUCCCAGUCAUUACAGCACACAUUAAGGUAGUCACAGUGUUUGUGGAUGGUGGGGAUGGGGUUUGAACUCAAGGACACUGACUUCUAAGGGGAGGAAAUCUUCUCUGUACACAUCUCUUGGGCGCACGGAACUAGCAAAUUGCAUCUCUGGUGACAGGACGAUGUUAAGUGGCUAUAGAAAUGCAUAGUGCUGUUGCUCACAGGAAUGGUUGGAGGCAUCUAGUCCUACCUAGAGACACCACUCUCCCCUUCCUAAUUUUCACCUUCCUGGAAUGCUGCCACACGCAAUAGGUGUCUCUCUGCUUUCGUGAUACCCCCAAAUGCACCGUUAUCUUCUCUAAUGGGUAAGUUACUGCAGCACACCAGAGUGCAGCUCUUGGUAAGGAAAUUGAGACAGCAGAGGAUGGGAGAAUCUGGGCUGAUGGUCCAUGGGGAGGCUAGAGACAAACCCACUCACCCGGCGUGGCACCAGGAUGGGACAUGGAUGUGGGCUGCCAGCAGGGAGGAUUCCGCAAAGGAGCAGAGGCCACUUGCAGGAGGAUUUCUCUCUCCUUCCUGUGAAUGCUGGCCCUGUUUCUGCAGAGAAGUAGCUGUGUGUGGAGAUGUGGGGGGCUGAGGUGAGGCCUGAGGGCUUGGCGGGGGCCCAAUGCUGGCAGGAGAUGACGCCCCCACCUCAGGCAGCAGCAGUGGGUUGUUCUUUCUGAAAGAAACCCUGCUGUUCUUUCAGCAGGGCUGGUAUGAGGCUGUGCCAGGCUGGGCCACCCAUCACAUCCCUGGCACCUCACAAGGGAAAAGCUGGGAUCCCACGGCUUGGACCUGGGAGUCCAGUGACCCUUUAAGUACCUUAAAUUCUGCCCUAUAGGGAAGGAAGGAGACUUUGGUUUGGAGAGCUGGGUGACAGGCAUUGGCUUCAGAUCUUUCCCUGCGCGGGGAUCUGCUGAAUCCUGGUGAUGAAGAUGCAAAUCCAGGUACGAAGAGGUGCUACAGUCUGAUGGCACAUGGAGCAAGGUGGGCAGGUCUCUACAGCCUGUGCUCCUGGGUUCCCGAGUUGUUGCCUUUCAGCAUAAUGCUUAUCUUAAUGCAGAAAUCAGACGUGUUGUCCUCUGCUAACUGCACAGAUAAAAGCACACUGAGCAAGCUCUGGAGAGCCUGUCACUCACCAGCAGUCCCUAGGCAAGCAGAGCCAGGGAGAACAUAACCUGGCAGAAACUAUGUGCAGCAGGAAAAGGCCAAAUUCUCAGGGACUGGCUGUGAUUUCUGGCAGACGCCCUCCCCCACCUUGCAGAUGGUCCAGAAAAGCUGCGUUUUACAUACUGUAUUUGACUGAGUCGCACGGAUGCGCAUCCCUUGGCUCUUGCAUGGGAAAGGAGGGGAGUUGUGAUAAUGCAGCGUUAUCAAAAGCUCAGGCAGAAGAGACACAAGUGCCUUAACUGGUCUGGUUUGACAGCCUGGUUACCCAUCUUUUGUGGGCAUUCGUGAAUAAAUUUGCUCCUGCCUGUUUUGUGGUUAUGGGCUUAACUACCAGCACAAACACCAAAGGGUGAAAAUAAAUCGCAGGGGAGGAGAGGAGCAUCAAAGAGCAGGAGGAAGGUGAGCACUGCAGGUUCCUUGCUGCAGGACUGGCCUGUCAAGUGGAUAUGCUGACGGUGGGGUCUGGAGUAAGAGCGUAUGCCUAGGAUUUAACUGGAAUAAUUCUUCUGGAGCAAUUCUCUUUGUAGAUGAGUGCUAGCAAACACUGGCUCCAGAAUAUACCACAGUGGCCGAAACAGCUCUGCAGAGGAAGAUGUUUUAGGUCUGGUACGUCCAUGAAUUCAAACAUAAUUUUUCAUUUUUAAACAAAAAUAGCCAUGUUAACUUCAUUCCACUUCUCUUGUAUUUGGUGUGAGGGAACAAGCUUUGAUGAAAAACUGAUCUAUGUGAGAAUAAAUACAUUGUUAUGAAUGACAGAAUUUAUUACUACUUUGCAGAUGACUGUGGCAUCGGUGUUUUAUUUCUGCACACUUUCUUGUUAAUAUUUGGCUGGCACCUUGUGAAAUAAACACUGGUUUAGAGAGGUUUGUUUGCACUUUUACAUAAGCAUGUGGGUUUUUUUCCCAGAGAGCUGCUGUUCUUUGCAGCUGAAAAUAGGGUUCAUUUGUGAGGUCUAAUGGGUUCCCCCAAAAUUCAUCCUAGAUUUUAUUAAAAUGCAGUAAAAGCUUAAAAGCUUACACGUGUUUUCCUCAGUGAACAUAGCUGUCUGAGUUGCUUGGGGUUUGUUUUGUUGUUUUGUUUGGCUUUUUUUAGAACUGUAUUUUCUUUUUACACAGACAAUUCCUGUUAAACACUUUAAUAGUCAGCAUUUGCCAAAUGAAAACCAAAUAUUUUUAAAUAUAUAAAAUUUGUGACAAAUUUUAUUUUGUGACAAAGGCAAGAGAGGGACUGCGGAUGGGAAGAAGGGUUAAACAAAUGACAAAUCUGAUGAAGAAUGGUAGAAAUCCACUGGGCUAUAGGCCAAGGAAGCCGUGCUAUUUUUAUUUUGUGAAAGCUAUUAAUAGGUGUGCACCGUCUCGAGAGCUUGUAUUAACCUUUCUUUGCAAAAGCAACUCCAUGGAGUAACUUCUUGCAGUCUGUUUCUCCCAUAAGUGAUUCUUGAUACCGAUUUAAUAAUUUUUUUUAAAUGGCAAGUGCAUUCCUAGAACUCAAUGGUAUGAUUAUUUGUAUGUUUUACAGAAUGCUAACACUGGAAUUCAUUUUUCACUUAACUUUUAUAAAUGGAGUUGUAAAAAUCUUAUUUUCCAUGAGUAAAGUUUUGUGAUUCCUUUCAUGUUGUGUAAUGAAUAGAGAAUUAUAUUUAU